AUGCACUCCACUCCACCUCCACCUUAUCCUGGAGGUGAAGCACCUGCAGACGAUGUGACCCUGAAAGAUGACACGAUAGUUCCGGAAAAGAAAAAGGAACCAAGCCCAUCUGCGGCGAAGCCUGCUGCAGCUUCAGCAAGCUCACAUCCACCUACUAAUCCACCUAUUGAAAAUAGAACAGGCAGCACCGAACACACCGUUACCCUACUCUACCGCGCCGACUACACCGCAACUUAUCCAGGGUCAAGCGCAGCCAAUGCAAUUUUCGGCACAGCCAGGAUAGGAGCUCCUGGAAUGCCGUGUGUGGGAUCUCCCCCAACAAUUCAGCCCACUAUGGCAUAUGCGGCCGCACCGGCAGCUAUGCCAGGAUACACAGCGCCUAUGCAAAUGCCACAAAUGUUUCCGCAACAGCCAACAAUGCCAAUGAAUUCGAUGGGAAUGCCCGGAGGGAUAGGUACAGCGCCUACCCAGGCAGGUGGAAUCAAUCUCGUCGUAAACACAAAUGCAAAUGCGAAUUCGGACUCUAAUGCCAAAAAUGGCUCGUCGCCGCCUCCAAAACCAGCGCCAAGACCAUGCCCAAAAUGCCGACUUGGCUAUAUUACACGCGGACAAGCGCGAUUCAGAGAGAUCUACCAUAUUUCCUAA
This is a messenger RNA of Strongylus vulgaris, 645 nucleotides long. The record is from the annotation of a GenBank genome assembly. Lineage: Eukaryota; Metazoa; Nematoda; Chromadorea; Rhabditida; Strongylidae.